AUGCUCCGGCGCGCGCGGCGCGGCGAGCUCGCGCGUCUAAUCUACGAUCUCGCGGCGGGGUGCCGCGCGUCGUCGAGCGCGCGCGGCGCGUCGGACCCGCCGCGUCGGCAUCGCGUGGGCGCGCGAAUCGGCGCGGGGAGCGACGACGAGGGACGGCGCGGGCGGGAUCCGCGAUCGGUCGCGGGUGCCGACGGCGCGCGACGCGCGUCGACGCGCGCGCGACGCGACGCGUCGCGCGACGUCCGCGGCGGGUUCGCGUCGUCGAGCGCGCCGCGAGGGUUCGCGGCGUCGAGCGCGGCGGGCGACGACCGCGCGGCGGUUCGCGCGGCGUCGCCGUCCGUCGUCGUCGACGACGCUCGAUCGUUCACCUCGUCCGCCGCGUCGUCGUCGUCGUCGUCGUCGUCGUCGUCGUCGUCGCCGCCGCCGCCGCGACCGAAGACCCACGACUGGCGCGCGGACAUCGCGACCGUCCCGAACGCGCUGUCUAUCGCGCGCGCGGUCGCCGGCCCGUGCCUCGCGACCGCGCUCGUCUUCGACCUCACGCCCCCCUCGUUCGUCUUCGCCGGUGUCUGCGCGGCGGCGGCGAGCGACUGGGCCGACGGCUUCCUCGCGCGGCGGCUCGGGCAGACGUCCAUCGUCGGGUCGUACCUGGACCCGAUCGCGGACAAGGCGUUCGCGGGGUCGAUGGCGGUCGCGUGCGGGGUCGCCGGGCUCGUGCCGUGGUGGCUCGCGGGGGCGGUGGUGACGCGGGACGUCGCGUUGGUCGCGGGCGUGGGGUGGCAACGCGCGCGCGCGUUGCGGUGGCGGUGGGUUUCGGUCGCGGUGUUCGCGGGGUUGGAAGAAGAAGGCGGGACGUCGACCGUCGCGAGGAGCCGGGACGGGGACGGGGACGGGGACGGGGACGGGGACGGGGACGGCGCAUGCUCGUCGAGGCCGACAUCGACGUCGAUGCCGUUCCUGGAGCCGCAGCUGAUCGGGAAGGCGUCGACGGCGACGCAGUUUCUCGUCUUCGCCUGCGCGUCGUCGACGCACGCGUUCGGGUGGCCGCCGGCGGGUCUCGCCGAGCCGCUGCACGUCGCCGCGCUGUGUGUCACGGGCGCGAGCGCGGCGUCGUACUACUUCGCGUCGAGGGACGUGUUCGCGACGGGGGGGACGACGCGGUAG
This is a messenger RNA of Micromonas pusilla CCMP1545, 1164 nucleotides long. RefSeq lists its product as uncharacterized. The record is from RefSeq and is a predicted model, not a curated record. Gene Ontology annotation, molecular function: cardiolipin synthase (CMP-forming) activity. Gene Ontology annotation, cellular component: mitochondrion; membrane. NCBI's taxonomy places the organism in Eukaryota, Viridiplantae, Chlorophyta, Mamiellophyceae, Mamiellales, Mamiellaceae. The coding region runs from base 1 to 1164 and encodes 387 amino acids. The transcript has a single exon. Gene Ontology annotation, biological process: cardiolipin biosynthetic process.